Molecule: messenger RNA, 2071 nt
Organism: Aspergillus sclerotioniger CBS 115572
Lineage: Eukaryota; Fungi; Ascomycota; Eurotiomycetes; Eurotiales; Aspergillaceae
Product: copper amine oxidase
Exons: 4
Coding region: 1-2004 (667 amino acids)
Biological process (GO): amine metabolic process
Molecular function (GO): quinone binding; copper ion binding; primary methylamine oxidase activity
Source: RefSeq, a predicted model, not a curated record
AUGGCAGCCACGCCGCAUCCCUUCGACCCCAUCACCCCGGCGGAAAUCGUCCUGGCCACCAAGAUCCUGGAGGCCGCCUUCCCCGGGAUCCCUCUCCGGUACAAGAAGAUUGAUAUUCAGGAACCGAUCAAGAGUGAUGUGGUCCCGUACAUUGAGGCAGAGAGGCUCGGCAAGCCCCUGCCCCCAAAGCCCGCUCGAUUGCUCCAGGUUCUCUUCCAUCGGAAGGACACCGGGGCUUUUUUCAAGGCAUUGUUGAACGCAGGCACACGAUCGAUCCUCUCGGCCAAGCAAUUGCCCAAGCACAUCCAGGGUCCCGCGGAUAUGGACGAACUCGCUGAGGUCGAGGAACUGUGUCUCAGCCAUCCCGCAAUCCAGGCGGAGGUGGCCAAAUUGCAGCUGCCUCCUGGUGUCACCAUCUGCAAUGAUCCCUGGAUCUACGGUACCGAUGAUCCCAACGAGGCGCGUCGAUUGUUCCAGUGUUACAUGUACAUUAUUGCCACCGACCAUCCCCAGAACAACCACUACUCCGUCCCUUGCAAGUUCUCCCCGGUCUUCGACAUCAUUAAACGCGAAUUGGUCCGUAUCGAUUACCUUCCGGGUGGGGCCGAUGCGCAAACCACGGAAACCCAACCGUGGAAGCCGGUGGAAACCGUCCAGUACGCGCACGACCUGCUUCAGGAGCCUUUACGCACAGACCUCAAGCCGUAUAUCGUCCAGCAGCCGGAAGGCCCGUCUUUCGGCGUUCAAGGGAAUGUUGUGGAGUGGCAGAAGUGGCGGUUCCGCGUUGGAUUCAACAGCCGUGAGGGCCUCGUUAUCUACAACCUUACUUAUGAUGGACGCAAUGUGUUCUACAGGUUGUCCGUGUCGGAGAUGACAGUGCCAUACGGCGACCCCCGUGCUCCCUAUCACCGCAAACAAGCCUUUGAUGUGGGAGACGUUGGCUUCGGCAUCACAGCCAACCAGCUCUCACUCGGCUGCGACUGUCUCGGCCACAUCAAGUACUUCGAUGGCUACCGGGCUGAUUCAAAGGGAACCCCCGUGUUGCUCCAAAACAUCAUCUGUCUCCACGAGCAAGACAACGGCCUCCAGCACAAGCACACCAACUACCGCAACAACGCCGCCACUGUGGUCCGCAACCGCCAACUCGUCGUGCAGAUGAUCUGCACCGUCGCCAACUACGAAUACAUCUUUGCCUUUAUCUUUGAUCAAGCCGCCAACAUCGAGCUGGAGGUCCGAGCCACCGGCAUUCUCUCCACCGUCCCAUUCGACAACGAGAAAUUCGGCACCACAGUCCCCUGGGGCACCAACGUCGGUCCCGGCGUCAUGGCACCCUUCCACCAACACAUGUUCUCUUUCCGGAUGGAUCCCGCCUUGGACGGUUUCAAAAACACCGUGUACUACGAGGACAGCGUACCAUUGCCAGAGGACGAGAACAACCCCUACCUGGUAGGAUACACGACCGAGCAGACGGUCCUCCGGACAAGCGGCACCGCAAACACCGACGUCAGUCGCCACCGCGUGUUCAAAAUCCGUAACGACGCCCACAUCAACCCGAUCACCUACAAACCCGUGGCAUACAAGCUCCAGACCUCCCCCGCUCAGAUGAUGCUCGCCAGUCCGAAGUCAUACGGCUCCAAGCGCGCCGGCUUCGCCACCAAGCCGAUCUGGAUCACCAAGUAUCAGGACGACGAGCUGUAUGCUGCGGGUGAAUUCACCAACCAGAGCAAGCAAAGCGAGGGUGUGGAGAAAUGGGUGCAAAGAGAGGAUCCGGUCGAGAACGAGGAUCUCGUCCUGUGGCAUACCUUCGGCCUAACCCACAACCCCCGCAUCGAAGACUUCCCCGUUAUGCCCGUCGAACGCGUCAGCGUCAUGCUAAAGCCGGAUGGAUUUUUCACCAAGAAUCCCGCCCUGGACGUGCCACCUUCGUCGCAGUCGUUUAACAAGUCGACGCUGCAUCCUGAGCCGGUCGCGUGCUGUGCGGGGGAGAUGAAGGGGAAGUUGUAAUUCUUAUAUUUGAUGAUAGAUGAUACCAUGAAUAUGAUUUCACUAGAAUAGAGUAACCCGUUUCUCC